Messenger RNA from Carica papaya (papaya), 885 nucleotides. It is a transcript of the gene CRR41, whose product is annotated as potassium/sodium hyperpolarization-activated cyclic nucleotide-gated channel protein. NCBI's taxonomy places the organism in Eukaryota, Viridiplantae, Streptophyta, Magnoliopsida, Brassicales, Caricaceae. The record is from RefSeq and is a predicted model, not a curated record.
CUCAUCUACACUCUCCACAAAUCACAUUCCUUCACCCCAAAAUGCACUUCAGAUUCUUCUUCUUCUUCUUCUUCUUCUUCUUCUCCUCCUCCUCAGACUGAUUUUCCAUAUCCAACUCCAAGCUCUGAAACCAGCACCACAACCAGUGCAGAGAAUUUCCCUAUUGAAAAACGACGAAGGUCCGAGAUUAUCAGGAAGAGAAAAUCGACAGAGCUUGCAAAGCCUGACCCACCAAAUUUCGAGGUUGGUUGGAGGAGAACCAAGCCGAUAAACUUUGAGAAGCCAAAAGGGUAUGUGAUAAUGGAUUUCUUGGAGAAACUUGAGGAGUUGAUGGGAAAGGAGUUUGGGUCCACAGAGCUGUUGGCGAAAGCAGGGGAAAUAGUGGCAGAGAGGGCAAGGGAGGAGGCUGAAGUGCUGAGAGAUGAAGGGAACGUAGAGGAGAGGAUGGUCACAGAGCUGUUUAGAGUUUUGAGGUUGAUGGAGAUGGAUUUGGCCAUGGUUAAAGCUGCAGUUAAAGAAGAGACCUUGAAUCAGAGACUUGAACAGGCCAAGGCAAGAUGCAGGCAGGCCAUUCUAGUUGCUAAUUCCUUUUGAGCAGUACUCGGUUUUGUUCUGUCAUAUAGAUGAAAUUUAAUUAUAUAUAUUGUAAAUUCACCUAAGACUGCCUCUCUCUCGUAUGUUUGGAUGUACGUAUGCAUGCACGGACUUAUGGAACAUCACAGUAUUCGUUCUUUUACAAUAUUAGAUGAUUUUCACCUAUUCAAGAAUAGGUGAUUUUAGACCCUUGAUUUUUCCUUCUUAGGCAUCCAGAGAGUUGAGAAAACUUUGUUAGGCAACUUAAUUAAAUUAUACAUUUUUAUAUAUGGGAGAGCAUCUAUGACCGUA